CUGCUUCAGGCUGCUCGUUGCUGCUCAGUGCACUGAUCAUGCGUUGUGUCAAGACUCCAAAGGGCAGCAUUGCAAGCCCAAAAGCGACCUCAAAGCCCCUCGAAAAGUGAGCUGAGCAGCGGCCAUUUUCUGGACGGAAAAGUUGUUUUCCUUUCACAGAUCUCCGGUGGGAAAUACAAAGCUGCAGUCAGGGGGCUUUAUUGGUGCUGUCAAAGCCCUGCAAAGAUGGCUGCUUCCAUGUCCCUCGUAAGGGGCACGUGUGCGCCAAGUGCAGCGCUCGCCCCAAAACUUUCGGCGUGCUCAUCAGCAAAGGCAGGGGUCUCCCUCCUGCCCGCAGUGGGCUUUCUUGUUCCCCCCCGCUCUGUGGGCAGUAGUUUCCUUGCGGGCGAUGCCGACCUGUCGUCUGUGAGGAAAAUGUGCCGGAACGCGGGCCGGGGGGGGGCGCUUCAGGCGCAGGCCGUGGCCGAGUUUGUGGAGACGAGAGAGCCGUUGAAUGGAACGCUGCGCAAAGUGACCCUGCCCUACAGCGAGGACGAUUCCGAGCUGGAGAAUGGGCGGGAGUCGGACUACGAGGAGGUUGAGACGGAGAGCGAGCCUGAGUUGGCUGCCACUGACAUCCGGAACUUCGACCUCUCAAAAGAGACGGUUCGGGCGUUGCAGGCCCGCGGGAUUGAGAACCUGUUUGCCAUUCAGUGCGCCGUCAUUCAGCCCGCCAUGGCUGGGCGUGACAUCAUCGCCCGUGCACGGACGGGUACUGGAAAGACGCUCGCUUUUGGGCUGCCCAUCAUAGAAAAGCUUCUGGCCGCAAGAGCAGAGAAUGGGGCAUCCAUGAGAGGGAGAGCUGGCCGCCUGCCCAAGUGUUUGGUGAUGGCUCCAACUAGAGAGCUGGCAAAGCAGGUCGAGAAGGAGUUCAUGGAAUCUGCACCAAGCCUGCAGACGGUGUGUGUGUACGGUGGUGCUCCCAUCUCCGGUCAGGAGCGCACCCUUCGGCGGGGGGUAGAUGUGGCUGUUGGCACGCCAGGGCGUAUCAUGGAUCUGAUGGAGCGGGGGGCGCUGGACUUGCAGGAGGUUCGCUACAUGGUUUUGGACGAGGCAGACCAGAUGCUGAACGUCGGGUUCGAGGAAGCGGUGGAGCACAUUUUGCGCAACUGCCCUGUGGAGCAGCGCCAGAGCAUGCUCUUCUCCGCCACCAUGCCCACGUGGGUGCGGCGUCUCUCGCGCAAGUACCUCAACAAUCCGGAAGUCAUUGACCUGGUCGGAGAUGACGACGCAAAGAUCCCCGAGGGCUUGAAGAUCAUGGCGGUGCAGGUGCCGAGGAACGCCAAGCGCAACGUGCUGAUUGACCUUAUUACGGUGCAUGGUCGCGGUCGGCGGACGAUUGUUUUUGGGCAGACUAAGCGCGACGUGGACGACAUUGCGGUGCUUCUGAGCCGCACGCACAACGCAGAGGCGCUUCACGGAGACAUUGCGCAGUCGCAGAGGGAGAAGAGUCUGCAGGGAUUCAGAGAUGGGAGGUUUAAGGUGCUCGUGGCCACUGACGUGGCGUCGCGCGGGCUCGAUAUUCCCGACGUCGACUUGGUUAUUCAUUACGAGCUGCCCAAUGACACCGAGACCUUUGUCCACCGGUCGGGCCGGACUGGGCGUGCGGGCAAGGACGGCAUUGCCAUUGCGAUGUACGCUGCCCCGGAGAGGCGCAUGAUGUCGCGCCUCGCAGCCGCCUGCGGAAAGGACUUCGUCAACAUUCAACCGCCUAACCCCUCCGAUGUGUUGAACGCCGCUGGCCAGCAGGCACUGGAGAUGCUGGAGGGCGUUGAUGCUGAGCUGUACCCGCACUUCUUCCCCGCAGCAGAGCAGCUCAUCGCGGAGCGUGGGCCGCUCAACGCUGUUGCGUCUGCGCUGGCGGCGAUCAGCGGGUUCCGGGAGCCGCCCAAGCCCAAGUCGCUGCUGACCUUCGAAGAGGGCUGGACCACCCUGCAGGUCGUGCGCUCUGCUAGCGGUCGUGGCCCAAUCGUCUCCCCGCGCAACGUGCAAGCGCUCCUCGGGUCAGUCGGGCAGCAGUUCGCGGACAACGUAGGAAAGAUCCGGCUCAUUAGCGACCGGGACGUCGACGGGGCGGUGUUCGACCUGCCCACCAAAUUGGCAAAGAGGCUAGUCGAGAUCAAGGAAGCGGAAGGGGACUAUUUCGACGAAGUACAACAGCUGCCGAGGCUGGUUGAGGAGUUCCGGGGGGGAGAUAUGGGCGGUCGGGGCGGAAGUCGGGGAGGCUACGGAAGGGGGGGCGGUGGCGGCGGAUAUAGGGAGAGGUCGGGGUAUGGUGGCAGCCGAAGCGGAGGGGGCGGGGGCGGCUACGGAGGUUCGAGGGAGAGGGGUUCUGGCAGCUCGUAUGGAGGCCCCAGGGAAGGCCGGGGCGGCAGCGACUUCGAUUUCGGCAGGAGGCCCAGCAGUGGCGGCGAGCGGACGAGUCGGCCGCGGUAUGGGGGUUCCAGCGGAGGUCACGACGACUUUGGGGGAGGUGGUGCUCGGAGGUGGUAGACUGCCACCUUAGGUAGUAAGAAAGCUAGUUUUAAUUCAGGUCUCUGUGGGCACAAUUCGGUAGUCCGCCUGCUUCCGCUCCUUUGCAGUAUAAAGAAGACCUACUAGGGUAGAAUUCUUGAUGAUUAUCAGUGGGCUCGGAAAUAGGGUUGUUGUAACAUAGAUAAACGUUCAUUCUUCAUGUGCAAGGUUGCUCUUGGGUUAUUUCCCGUUGCCCAAGCUUAACAACUGUUGUCAUCUACAUUGACGU
Klebsormidium nitens is the source of this 2782-nucleotide messenger RNA. The record is from the annotation of a GenBank genome assembly. Lineage: Eukaryota; Viridiplantae; Streptophyta; Klebsormidiophyceae; Klebsormidiales; Klebsormidiaceae.